This is a messenger RNA of Perkinsus marinus ATCC 50983, 729 nucleotides long. RefSeq lists its product as hypothetical. Bases 1 to 729 code for a protein of 242 amino acids. The record is from RefSeq and is a predicted model, not a curated record. NCBI's taxonomy places the organism in Eukaryota, Perkinsozoa, Perkinsida, Perkinsidae. The transcript is spliced from 7 exons.
AUGAAGGAACGGAAGCUAAGCCACUUCAAUAGGAGGGGGGAAGAGGAAGCUGAAAAGCUAUGGAAAGAGAAAUGCUCGGCAGAGGCGUCGAGAGAAGCUGCUAGACGUUACUUGAAGUCUUCAGUUCGUGUUGGGGGUAUGCACAGUGGAAAAGUUGAUUAUGAAGACAACGAAAGAGUAUUCUCUCCAGUGAAUGUCCCGUCUACGGUGUUAGCCUCUAGACGCGCCGUCCUCGACAGUGUUAGACCUAAGAUACUCGAUCACUCGCCGAAGUCGUGGAAUAUCAGUGUGAAGACGGAUGAGAAGCCUGUUAGGAAAGAUUUGAGAAAGCAGUUGUUGAUGGUUCGAGCGGGGCUCAUGGACCAACCAGUGUGGAAAACGAAUUCGAACGACAAGGAGAUUUCAGUCGCCGAUUUCCCCUCAACUUUUUCACGAAAAGAGCGGAAUAUAAUUCGACACGUCGGUAUGGUCACUGGAAAGGGACCAGUGGGGAGUCUCACGAAGCGAUGGUUCAACUUGGUGGAUGAGAAAGGUGCCAGUCGCCACAGUGCGAACCCUGAGAAUGACUUCAUCGGAUCGUGGGAUAUCUCCUCUAGCACGUGUCAGCCUGCUGACGUUGAUGCUCGAUUGAAGGCGUUUGUGAAGGCUGAGAAGAGGAGGAUUAGAAUGAAUGUUCCCUCAUGCGUCGUUGAUGAGGCUGGAGGCGAUGGCGAGGCGGCUAUUGGAUGA